This is a messenger RNA of Suricata suricatta (meerkat), 3010 nucleotides long. RefSeq names its product zinc finger protein 613 (gene ZNF613). Lineage: Eukaryota; Metazoa; Chordata; Mammalia; Carnivora; Herpestidae. The transcript is spliced from 4 exons. Gene Ontology annotation, biological process: negative regulation of transcription by RNA polymerase II. The record is from RefSeq and is a predicted model, not a curated record. Gene Ontology annotation, molecular function: DNA-binding transcription repressor activity, RNA polymerase II-specific. Bases 65 to 2035 code for a protein of 656 amino acids.
GACGGGGAGGCGGGCAGGGGCGCGGCAGGAGAGUUCGCGGAAGUGCCGCUUGUAGGAGGUCUCCAUGGGGUCACUAGGAAAUCAGGAAUCGCUGACUCUGGAGGACGUGGCCGUGGACUUCUCCCGGGAGGAGUGGCAGCUCCUGGCCCCCGCCCAGAAGGACCUGUACCGGGACGUGAUGCUGGAGAACUACAGGAACCUGGUGUCGCUGGGCUAUGUGGCCAGCAAGCCAGAGGCGCUCUCCAGACUGGAACCGGGGGGAGUGUGGAUGACAGAAGGUGAAACCCACCAUCGAAUCUGUCCAGAGAUCAAGAAAGAUGGUGGUCAUCUGCAGGGACACGUGCAAAAUCAAAGCUGUCCAAAGAGAAUGAAACAAUGCCAUGAACAUAAUACAUUUGGAAACAUCAUUCAUCAGAAUAAAAGUAAUUUUUCUUUAAGGCAAAGUCAUGAUAUCUUUGACUUACAUGGGAAAACACGGAAGUCAAAUUUCAGUUCAGUUAACCAGACCAGAAGCUACGAAGCAAAGAACCUGACCGAGGUUAAUGGAGAUAUGAAAUCCUUCUCCCAUACAAAGCAUGACCAGUAUGGUAUUGAAAUUAAAUUACCUGAUUGUGGAAAUUCUGUGAGCACAAAUUCCCAGUUCAUCAAGCAUCAGAGAACUCAUAAGACGGAGAAACCCCAUGUGUGUAGUGAGUGUGGCAAAGGCUUCUUCAAGAAGUCUCGGCUCACAGAUCAUCAGAGAGUUCACACAGGAGAGAAGCCUCACGGAUGCAGCAUGUGCGGGAAAGCUUUUUCCAGAAAGUCCAGGCUCACUGAACAUCAGAAAACUCACAUAAGAGAGACGCGGUACGAAUGCACGGAGUGUGACAGAGCAUUCCCCAAGAAAUCACAGCUCCUCGUGCAUCAGAAGACACAUACAGGAGAGAAGCCCUGUGUAUGCAGUGAGUGCGGAAAAGGCUUCUUCAAGAAGUCUCGGCUCAUUAAUCACCAGAGAGUUCACACAGGUGAGAAGCCCCAUGGAUGCAGUCUGUGCGACAAGGCAUUUUCCAGGAAGUCCAGGCUCAUCGAGCACCAGAGAACCCACACGGGAGAAAAACCUUACGAAUGUACCGAAUGUGACAAAACGUUCCGCUGGAAGUCACAGCUCAAUGCCCAUCAGAAGACUCACACAGGAGAGAAACCAUAUAUAUGCAGUGACUGUGGGAAAGGCUUCAUUCAGAAGGGUAAUCUCAUUGUACAUCAGCGGACGCACACUGGGGAGAAACCUUACAUAUGCAGCGACUGUGGGAAAGGCUUCAUUCAGAAGGGCAAUCUCCUUAAACAUCAACGAAUUCACACUGGCGAGAAACCCUAUGUGUGCACCGACUGUGGGAAAGGCUUCAGACAGAAGACCUGCCUCAUAUCCCAUCAGCGAUUUCACACCGGGAAGACUCCCUUUGUGUGUACCGAGUGUGGAAAAUCCUGUUCCCACAAGUCCGGUCUCAUUAACCACCGGAGAAUUCACACAGGAGAGAAACCCUAUCCCUGCAGUGAGUGCGGGAAGGCCUUUAGAGAUAAGUCGUGCCUCAAUCGACACCGGAGAAUUCACACAGGAGAGAGACCCUACGGAUGCACUGACUGCGGGAAGGCUUUCUCCCACCUGUCGUGCCUCGUUUACCAUAAGGGAAUGUUGCAUGCAAGAGAGAAAGGCACACGUCCGGUCGUGGUGGGGAAUCCUUUCUUAGAGAGCCACAGCUCAUCACAUCCAAGGGAUUACAUGCAGGAGAAAAACCCUGUUAAUAAGGUGUCCAGACAAAUGCCUUCCGCAGCAGCUCAGACAUUACACGUCCAUGAGCUCCUAGCAGAUAGGAACACAGCCACAGUCGGACAGCCAGAUGCUAGUUUUCCACCAUCAGCAGGUGACCGAGUUUGCACAGCGACACCUUUUGAAUGCAGUGAAUGUGGCGAUGCCUUCACCGAUCAGUUGCAUCAUAGUUUAUGUCCCAAAAAGCACACAGGAAUACAGUGUGAUACAAUCAAGGUGGAAAACCCUUGACUAAAACCUUCCAGGUCAGUGUGUGGCUGGCAAGCGUAUACUGAGACACAGUGUAAAGACCAGGGAUAGUCUAACAACAAAUAGGAUAAAGAGCGAGAAAGCCUCUGUGGAAAGAUAGACACCCCCCCCCCCGGGUGUCUCACGGGUCCCCUAUCAGCAGGGAGUUUAUAGCUGGGAGAAAGAACUGCAGUGACCGUGGGAAAGUUCUUCCCCAGAAAGAGGACCUUACUAGGUGCCAGAGGGCUCCCGCAGGAGAGAAGCUAUUGGAAGAGCUUUGAAGGCAGUGAAUGCGGCAGGACUGAUGAUGAAGCAUCCUCACCUAACCGGGGAAAUCCUACAGAAAACAGGACCCUGCACACAAUAACUGUGGAACGUCUUCAGCAAAAUAUCAGCAAACACAUCAAGUGAAUAAGCCCUGUGAAAGUGACUAUUUCAGAGAUUUCUGCCAGAAGUCUGACCUCAUUUCACAUCAGAUAAUGUGUAUAAUGUCCAUUUUAGGACAAUAUACCUUGCAUCAGAUUCCUAAUUGAUAUGACGGAGGCUCCUUAACUCAAAGGAGGUGGUGUGUGCUGCCCAUCAGUGGUUUGAAUUAUAACAGUGCACCCACUUUUCUAGGGGGCAUGAAUCUUUCAUUCCGACCCAGGAUCGUUAUUUGGUUAGCUCUUGUAUUUCUUUGGUUCCACAUUGAUUCAGUUUAUUUUAGACUGCUGAAGUCCUUCAAAUGGAAGCUGAAUACAUUUAAUUCAGUAAUGUACUGUGGUAUAUUUGGAUAUGUUUGACUUUUUAAGUAUCCCUUAAAGGAACAACUACUCAGGACUCCUGAAUAACCUGUCUGCCAAGUUCUUUGCCUAGAAGACAGUUCCCAUCCGGUACACACACCUCUUUGAAAACCUUUCAUUAGCUAGUUCCUUUACUUGGUAAAGCUACAGGUGCUGACAGUAGUGAACUAAAACAAGAGUCCUUGCUGCCUUUGAA